UGUUUUGGACGGCGCCUUCUCAAACAAUCUGCUUUGUCUGGACCGCAUGACUAUUACUGUCAGCCCCUUUACCGGUGAGGCGGAUAUUUGUCCCAUGAACGCUGAGUGGGAAUGUGGUUACCGUAAUUUGGCUUCACAGCAGGUCGAGACAGUUUUGGGUACUAUCUUCUUUUUCGGCAAUAGCUUCCACCUAAAUUGGAACAAUUUCAAACGCUUUGUCAGCAUGCUUUGGAUGCCCGACCCAGAGACGUUUAUGAGCUUAGUUACUCAAGGGUAUACGGACGCUCUACGCUUUUUAGCCACGCGUGGUUUCAUUGCAUGCCAACUUCAUCGAAAUCCCCCACUCUCCUCCUUUAUCGUCCGGAACCGCGAACGCUCUUCCUAUCACCGACUUCGCUACCGUUUUGGCCCGUCUUCUCCGGUCGCCGCAUCACUAGCGCCUCCACCGAGAGUCACGGAUAGGGUAGCGAUAUCUUCCGAAGCAAAGGCCUCAGACCUUGGCUCAGCCUACUUCUACUCAACCGAAGUGAUCGGUGCCGGGAUCGGCUUGAACGUGCCUCAUUGCCUCGCGUGCCAGAAUGGAUUGCUCAAUGCACUUCAAUCCAGACUUCCGACUGUCUUACGCACCAUCAUCAUGCACCACCGUAGACCACCACAUCAACGGCACGGCACUACGUCCCUCCUACGUCUAUGCACCAGCCUUUUGACCGCCUCUCGUAGCAGUCUCAGAUCGGGGCUCUCACAUGUCUACACACUGGGCCGACAUAUGUUCUUCUCAAUGCUGUUUCAGUUGGAUGUGCUUGCUCGACUGAUCUCCUCUCUGCUUGACUUCAUUGAUGGGCCCAAUGGGUGCAUGCGCUGCCGCAGUACCACUGCCAACAUGUUGGACGAUGUCAAACGGUACUUGAUUCUCUUGAGAACAAACAGUACCGUGAGCAUUAGUGCUGAAGACAUCAGCUCAUCUGCCAGUGCUGUCCGAUCAGCUAUUCCCACCAAAACUGUGCCCCAGUUGGCCUGUCCCACUCAAUCACGGUCGGAUCUGAUGCACCGUAUUCAAUCUUUAAUCACUACGAAUACCGAUAGUCUCUUCGAUUUUCUCUGUGCAUUGAACGCUGUGCAACUGCCAACAGCCAAGGAGUGUGGUCUGGAGCUAUUCAGCUCUUCGCUUCCCGAUUUGGAGUUCCACCAGGUGGUUGCCUCCGGGAACCAUCUUUCUGACACGUUGCCCAAAGGUUUCCCAGUGGAUUCAGGAAAUGUCGACUUCUCACCAAUUGAAUACAACCUUAGUGAAGAAGAGGCCGAUGUUCAUGAGAAGCGCCCACUUUUUUUCACUGGUUCGGACGCAGAGGAUGAAUGGAGCUCGACUCAUUGAGUCGCAAACCAAGUCACGGAACGUUUCCGUCGUCGUCGCCGUCGUUCCGCUAAUCUAUCCGCUGUAUCCCACUAGUUUUUGGGCAUUUUCACUUAUGCGCUUAACAAUCAAGUUCUCAGUGCC
Messenger RNA from Dicrocoelium dendriticum, 1495 nucleotides. Lineage: Eukaryota; Metazoa; Platyhelminthes; Trematoda; Plagiorchiida; Dicrocoeliidae. The record is from the annotation of a GenBank genome assembly.